UUUCACCUCUGACGGAGACAGAGUCCUGUCACCAUGAAUGCAAGUGAAUUCCGAAGGAGAGGGAAAGAGAUGGUGGAUUAUGUGGCCAACUACAUGGAAGGCAUCGAGGGACGCCAGGUCUACCCUGAUGUGAAGCCUGGUUACCUGCGGCCCCUGAUCCCUGCUGCCGCGCCCCAGGAACCAGAUACCUUUGAGGACAUCAUCAGCGACAUCGAGAAGAUAAUCAUGCCAGGCGUGACCCACUGGCACAGUCCCUAUUUCUUUGCCUACUUCCCCACGGCCAGCUCGUACCCAGCCAUGCUCGCAGACAUGCUGUGCGGAGCCAUCGGCUGCAUCGGCUUCUCCUGGGCCGCAAGCCCGGCGUGCACAGAGCUGGAGACCGUGAUGAUGGACUGGCUUGGGAAGAUGCUGGAGCUGCCUGAGUCGUUUCUGGCUGGGAACACCGGAGACGGGGGAGGAGUGAUCCAGGGAAGUGCCAGUGAAGCUACCCUUGUGGCCCUGCUGGCCGCUCGAACCAAAGUGACCAGUCGGCUGCAGGCAGCCUCCCCAGAGCUGACGCAGGCCAGCAUCAUGGAGAAGCUGGUAGCCUACUCAUCCGAUCAGGCACACUCCUCAGUGGAAAGAGCUGGAUUAAUUGGUGGAGUGAAACUGAAAUCCAUCCCGUCCGAUGGCAACUUUGCCAUGCGUGCUUCCGCCCUGCAGGAGGCCCUGGAGCGAGACAAGGCGGCCGGCCUCAUUCCGUUCUUCGUGGUGGCUACACUGGGGACCACAUCGUGCUGUUCCUUUGACAAUCUCCUAGAGGUGGGUCCUCUCUGCAACAAGGAGGACAUGUGGCUACACAUCGAUGCUGCUUACGCAGGCAGCGCCUUCAUCUGCCCUGAGUUCCGGCAUCUUCUGAAUGGAGUGGAGUUUGCAAAUUCAUUCAACUUUAAUCCCCACAAGUGGCUU
Molecule: messenger RNA, 948 nt
Organism: Carlito syrichta (Philippine tarsier)
Lineage: Eukaryota; Metazoa; Chordata; Mammalia; Primates; Tarsiidae
Gene: DDC
Product: dopa decarboxylase
Exons: 8
Biological process (GO): amino acid metabolic process; serotonin biosynthetic process; catecholamine metabolic process
Molecular function (GO): pyridoxal phosphate binding; aromatic-L-amino-acid decarboxylase activity
Source: RefSeq, a predicted model, not a curated record